Molecule: messenger RNA, 1446 nt
Organism: Lasiosphaeria miniovina
Lineage: Eukaryota; Fungi; Ascomycota; Sordariomycetes; Sordariales; Lasiosphaeriaceae
Exons: 5
Coding region: 322-1128 (268 amino acids)
Biological process (GO): mycotoxin biosynthetic process
Source: RefSeq, a predicted model, not a curated record
CUCACACUUCACUAUGGCGCGUCGCAGUUUCGUCGGACAGCCCCAAAACCUCAGACGAGGGUCGGCGCAGGUCCAUGCCAGCAAGCCUCACAAAACAGAGCAGGUGUAAGCUUACCUAUUGCUGCAUUUCCACCUCGCUUCCAAUCGUCAUCUUCGCAUGUCCUCCAUUUCCCUCCCAACUCUGUUUUUCUUCUUCUGCUUGGCAGGCCAAGAGCUGGUCCUUUUGCCGUCCUCGGUUUUAUAUAUUAUCAAAUUCAACAAGGGUUACUUGUAACUGAUAACCCACAUUCUUCCACUCAGUCGUUGUAAGAAUCUGAGAAAAUGGAGCCACCUCGCAGCUACCUGCACGUCCAGCACCAAGACCAGCACCAGGACGAUGUCGAUGCUAGAUCCAGCACCGAGGUUGACGAGUCGCUAAUGGGGGACGAAAAGCAUCCCGAGUGGCACCAACCGUCACGAAAACGAAAGUCGAAGCGGACCAAAGCUGCUUCGCUGUUCCAAUCAUACCGCUGGAUCAUCGACACGUCCCUGCUCCUCGUCAUCCUCGCCCUGCUUGUGCGAGACCAGUGGCGCCAGUCCUCACCAGCACAUCCGUGGGACUUUGGAGGCGACUUCACAGGAGUUGGCCCAAAAUUCUCGCAGCAAAUCACAAAAUUCAAGUCGGACCAAUCAUUCGCCCCCAUGAACACAUCUGAGUUCUUCACCGACGAGGUUCUGAUGAAGUGGAACAUGUUGAUGCCGAAAGGCAUGGGCUUCGUGUGGGUCAACGAGACACACAAGUACCACGAUCUCCCCACACCCGUCGACUGGCCCGACAAGACCGUCUUCACCACGUCCAUGACGCACCAGCUGCAUUGCUUGUUCGCCAUCGUCCAGACGUACUCUGGCCUCAAGGCGAACCACACCAUCCCCGACGACCACCAUUGGCACAUGAUCCACUGCUUUGACUAUAUGCGCGAGGCCAUCAUGUGCAGCGCCGACAUUGCCCUCGAAGGCCACGAGACGACGUUCCCCGACGACAACGGUGGGUCCGACGGCUGGGACUCGAAGCAUGUCUGCAAAGACUACGGUCAAGUCAUCAACUACCUCGAAAGCGUCAGGGCCUAUGACGACCAGCUGAUCUAUUGAUCACUAGCUGAGAGUGCAGUCAGCACGAUCUCACGUAUAUUUAUUCAUGCCCACUCCUCUCGGUCGCGGGAGCGACGGAAUGCCUAGGGCUUACUUGAGCAUUGUACAUACACUAUUGAAUGACAUAUGGAUGUGACAGUCAAAAGAGGAUGGUUGUUAAAUAAAAACUGGACAAGGUCCAAAAGAAAUGUUAUAUCCUGUAUCUUAGUCACGUACCUACUUUAUUCUCUUGUAGUUAUCGGAUUCGGCAAAGGGUGCAAAUCCUGCGAGAUUCAACCCCUACAACAUGAAUAUCAGGGUACAUAAUCUCUUUCACAG